Striga hermonthica is the source of this 612-nucleotide messenger RNA. The record is from the annotation of a GenBank genome assembly. NCBI's taxonomy places the organism in Eukaryota, Viridiplantae, Streptophyta, Magnoliopsida, Lamiales, Orobanchaceae.
AUGAGUAACAAUCCUUUGCAAACGGCAGAGCCGUAUUCGGCAUCGGAUCCCGACCCGCCCCGCAAGCGGAGGAAAACAGAGCACAAACUUCCCGACGUCGAUACGGGCCGGCCCAGAUGGCUCAACGACGCCGUCCAGCGGAUCUACUCGUCGAAGCUGGUCGACGCCCUCCGCCGCCUCCGCCGCCCCGAAUCCUCCGCCGAGGCCGGCCACGCCGUCCGAGAGGCCGCCGACCGUGUCCUGGCAGUCUCCGCCGGUGGGAGAACCCGCUGGAGCCGAGCCAUCCUCGCCGGCCGGCUCAGGCUCCGCCUAGCCCGCAUCAACAGGAAGCACAAGAAGGCUGAGAGGCCGGUGGCCGCCGCCGUCAGGCGGGCGAAAGCGCCAGCGGCACAGAGGAGGCUGCCAGCGGUGCAGAGGAGGGUGAAGGUUUUAAGCCGGCUGGUCCCCGGCUGCCGGAAGGCGUCGCUGCCGAGCCUUCUAGAAGAGACAGGUGAUUACAUAGCGGCUCUCGAAAUGCAGGUCAAAGCCAUGACUUACAUCACGGGCCUAUUCAACGGCGGCGGCGGCGGUGGUGGGGACGGGGUCAGCUCCGUCGGCUACAGCGACCCGUAG